This is a messenger RNA of Rotaria sp. Silwood2, 927 nucleotides long. NCBI's taxonomy places the organism in Eukaryota, Metazoa, Rotifera, Eurotatoria, Philodinida, Philodinidae. The record is from the annotation of a GenBank genome assembly.
AUGACAACUAAUGGUAACCUUACAAAUGAACCACGACCACGUUUAUGUCAUCUUCGACGAUGGCCAAAUUUUGUUGGUUAUGGUUUUAAUUUACAUUGUGAAAAAUCUCGACCAGGUCAAUAUAUUGGUAAAGUUGAUCCUGAUUCACCAGCAGAAUUUGCUGGCUUACGUGAACAUGAUCGUAUAGUUGAAGUUAAUUUUGUUCCAAUUGGAAAUGAAAAUCAUAAACAAGUUGUAUCAAGAAUAAAAGAAGGUGUUACAAGAAAUGGUACAAAAUAUCCUGAAGAAGUUAUUUUACUUGUACUUGAUCCUGAUGCUGAUGCUUAUUAUAAACAUAAAUCUAUUAUUGUUCGAAGUUCAGAUUCAAAUGUUGAAAAAUUCGAAAGUGAAAUUCGAGAUGAAACAGAAAAUGGAGAUCAAUCACCUCAUUCAUCAACUAAAAGUAUUGGUAAGACAGAUUCACCCAUUAUUCAAGAAACAUCACCAAGAAUAAUACAAAAUGAACCUAUUCGAGAAUAUAAACAUAUUACUGAUUUUACCGGUCCAACAGUUACACAAACAACUAAAACUGGCAGUUCACCAACAACAUCAAGAACAUCUGAUCAAGAUAAUGAUCAUGAAAAUUAUUUACAAUCAUCACCACCUUCUAUAGGCAAACAUAAACAUAAAGAAUUUAUUUCCGUUGGUAAUUCAUCACCAAAGUCUCCUACAUAUGAUUCUCAUUUAAAACCAAUGGACAGUGAUAUUUCUCAAACUAGUCCACCUCAAUCAUCAUCAGCUAAUGGAUCAGAAGGAACACUUGAGCUUAAAAUGUCAGCAGCUGAAUAUCGAGAACAAUUAAAAGCUCAACAGGCUCGUAAACGUGAUCCACGUCAAGAUCAACAAAUGUCAAUGAAACAAAAACAUGAUUUAAUUGAUCGUUUGUAA